AUGGCCGCUUCCAGAAGGGUUUUCCUCAAAAGACCGGGAUAUUCCUAUUCUGAUUUGGGGGGCAGGCAAAAUGUCAUCGCGACUGCAUCGUCUAAGCAUCACGAAAAGAUUAAGGAUUAUGGCGCAAAACAUGUCUUCGAUUAUCAAGAAGACAACGUUGUCGGCUCUAUUAUCAAGAUACUGGACUUGGAGAACGCUGUAACCCCCAUUCGAGCAUUUGAUUGCGUGGACUCAAAAUUCGGGUCUUUGCAGCAUAUCGCUAAGAUUGCAACGCUGCCGGGGUCAAUCGUCGCUGCCGUCCUCCCUGUGGUCAUUCGUCCCCCUUCCGAUAGAGCCGGUAUCCUACUUUCGGCUGAUAUUGCUGGAGAGGCCCCUUGGGCGCCUGGCGUGAAAACAUAUAACGUUGUGAGUUACAGCUAUGAAGCGAAUCCUUACUUAAAAAAUCAUUUGCAGCCCGAGAUUGUACCAGGGCUUCUUGCUUCGGGCGCUAUUGAGCCUAACAAGUACCGCGAGAUUAAAGGGGACUCGCUUUUGGAAAGGGCUACCGCCGCUCUGGAUACCAUGAGAAGUGGUACCGUUAGCGGCGAAAGGCUCGUCUGGAAGGUUUGGACUGCAGAGGAAUUUCCGGAGUUCAGAUGA
Molecule: messenger RNA, 639 nt
Organism: Aspergillus versicolor CBS 583.65
Lineage: Eukaryota; Fungi; Ascomycota; Eurotiomycetes; Eurotiales; Aspergillaceae
Exons: 3
Coding region: 1-639 (212 amino acids)
Molecular function (GO): oxidoreductase activity, acting on NAD(P)H
Source: RefSeq, a predicted model, not a curated record